This is a messenger RNA of Dothidotthia symphoricarpi CBS 119687, 1241 nucleotides long. Its product is annotated as Metallo-hydrolase/oxidoreductase. The record is from RefSeq and is a predicted model, not a curated record. The coding region runs from base 91 to 1131 and encodes 346 amino acids. Lineage: Eukaryota; Fungi; Ascomycota; Dothideomycetes; Pleosporales; Dothidotthiaceae. The transcript is spliced from 2 exons.
GUCACUGAUAUCCUUCGCAUCGCGCACCAUGGCGUCCUACUCCCGCGAUGAAGAAAAGAAACAAUCAAGUCUAUUCCGACAGCAGCAGUCAUGAAGCACAUCCAGAUCUCGCCCGACACGUCAGGCCCGCCUGUCAAGGACCAACCCUCCGUCCCCGCCUCUCUCCCCGACGCCAAGGAGACCAAGAUCCACCCCGCAAAUGCUCCCAACGCCGCGACAAACGCCUCGCUCUUCUUCGUCGGCACGGCCACCACGAUCCUCGAAUGGGAGGGCCUGCGAAUCCUCACAGAUCCAAACUUCCUGCACGCAGGCGACCACGUGCACCUCGGGCCCGGCGUCAACGCAACAAGACAGACGAACCCAGCCAUCGACCUGGAAGAGCUGCCGCGCAUCGACGCAAUCCUGCUCUCGCACUACCACGAAGACCACUUCGACCGUAAAGUCGAAGACAAGCUCUCCCGCUCAAUACCCAUCAUCACCACCCCGCAUGCAAAAGACCACCUGAGCAACAAGGGCGACGAGUCCUUUACCAACGUCCACGCCCUCGCCGUCUGGGACAGCCUGGUCCUCGACAUCGCCUCGCCGCGCGCCAAUGCGCAAACCCCCAGCGUCAAAAUCACCGGCACCCCAGGGAAACACAUCCCGCCCGGUCCGCUGUCCAUAGCCAACGACCUGCUCUCCGCCGUCCCGCCGACAAACGGCUGGAUGGUCGAGCUCGGCUACUCGGACCCCGCUUCCUCGUCGUCGUUCGAAAACGGUUACCGCAUCUACAUCUCGGGCGACACGCUCAUGGUCGACGAACUCAAGGAGAUCCCCGAGCGCUACAAGGAUCAGAACAUCGACCUGAUGCUGAUCCACCUAGGCGGCACGACGAUCCCAGGGCCCAAGAUGCCGCUGCUGAUGGUGACGAUGGACGCAAAGCAGGGCGUGCAGCUGAUGCAGCUGGUGAACCCGGACCUGACUAUCCCCAUCCACUACGAUGACUAUGAUGUGUUUUUGAGCCCGUUGGACGACUUCAAGAAGGCUGUGCAUGCGGCGGGGCUGGAUGGCAAGGUCGUGUAUCUCGAUCGGAAGGAUCAGUUUCGGUUCAAUGUCAAGCAGGAUGGGAAGGCGAAGCAGACGCUGCAAUAGUUCUGGACGAUUGUUAGUCUGCUGAUAACAAUAAAUACCCCAUCCAUCCAUCUAUCCAUCACAUGUAUUCCUCACCACACGCUCAACACAGAAUGACAGACAGACAAAAA